UGUGACCGGGCCGCGGCCAUGGAGACGGCGUCGCGCUGGUUGCAUGGAGACGGCAGGUAUAAGAGGGCGGAGCGGGGGCGGGGCUGUCACACAGGUGUGAUGGAGUCGGUCCCGCGGUCGUUGCUGUGGCUCUCCGUCCUGUGUGUCCUGGGCGCUGUGCUGCUGGCCAGUGCCGGGAGCCUGCUCCUCAGCGCCCACCUGCUGCCGGACCUGCCCCGCUCCUCCGCCGCCAGCGUCCCCGCCCGGAGCCCACUGCUGGCCGGCUCCCUGCUGCUCCUGCUGCCGCUCGGCUUGUGGGGCUGGAGGGUGCUGAGCCGCCCGCUGGAGCUGCUGCGGGGCCCGGACGAUGUGGGCUACAUCCCGGAGCGGGGCCGGAGCCGGGCCCAGACCGCCAACCUGGUCCGGAGGAGGCGGAAGAAGGGAGACCUGCCCCCGGUCUAUCCCAAUGGCUGGUUCCAGGUGCUGGACUCGCACCUGCUGGAGCCCGGGGCCGUGCACAACCUCACCGUCUGCGGUGAACAGGUCGCCGUGUACCGUACCAUGGAUGGUAAAGUGUACGCUGUAGAUGCCUACUGCCCUCACCUCGGUGCAAAUCUUGCCGUGGGCGGUAGAGUGGUCGGCGACUGCAUCGAAUGUCCUUUCCACGGAUGGCAGUUUCGCGGCGAGGAUGGCAAAUGUACCAGGAUACCCUAUGCUGAAAAAGCUCCAGAGUUCGCCAAGCUUAAGACGUGGCCGUGCUGCGAAAUCAAUGGGAUGGUGUUCAUCUGGUAUCACUGCGACCAGAUCGAGCCGACGUGGAACAUCCCGGAGCAGGAAGAGAUCACCAGCAAGAAGUGGAUCUACAGGGGGCGCACCGAGCAUUACGUCAAUGCUCAUAUAGAGGAGCUCCCGGAGAACACCGCAGACAUCGCUCACAUUGCUUGCCUACAUGAACCCGGCCUACUGAGUGGGGUUGACCUCCGAUACAUAAAGUCAAGGAUUUGGGACUUUCUCAGGCACACUUGGAAGGUCCGGUGGGAGCCAGAACCAGCCCCCAACGAGCACUGCUCUCAGAUGUUUGUGCAGCAUUCCUGCCUGCUCUUCGGGAAGCAGUUCUCCCUGCUUGAUGUGGACGUCGUCGCUCUUCAGGUCGGCCCCGGUGUCGCGUUCCUGCACUUCUCGCACGCCUUCCUGGGCAAAGGGAUGAGUCUUCACUGCGUGACGCCCAUCGAGCCUCUGCUGCAGAAAGUAUCCCACAGUAUCUACUACCAGAGGAACAUUCCUGCCAUUGUCCCCAAGUUUAUUCUGAAGGCAUCGUGCAUCCAGUUUGAGCGGGACGUGAUGAUCUGGAACAACAAGAAAUACAUCUCCAAGCCUCUUCUGGUGCAGGAAGACGCUGCCAUCCAGAAACACCGCCGCUGGUAUUCUCAGUUUUACAGCGAAAACAGCCCCAAACUUAAUUUUCAACAGGACGGAUUGGUAUGGUGAAGACUUGGACUGGGUCUUCCCUUAAAUGUGCCAAAGAGACCUUCCAGGAUUUUGUGCUGAAAAUCUUAGUGGACAGACAGGACUAGUAGAUCACCAAGUUGUCACUGAAGGACUCUGGGUAAUGGACAUUCUCAAGUAGUUAAAAACAAAAAAAAUUCAGUUCAGAUGACUGUUCCUUGCAGUGGGUGGAGCCUGGAGGUCACACCCCUGAGGAACUAUACUGCCAUAGAAGUAAGGGGUAAUGUGCCUUGUCUUUUUAUAUGUUGUAUAUACUUGAUAAAUCAUGGUAUGCAAGGACCGAGGCUAGGUUAACAUGUACCGUAUCAUGGCCGGUAGGUAACACCGCAAUAACUGUGCCAAAUGAGAUAGUAAAAUGGGUGCAACCUGCGAAAACUUCCUGCUGUUAUUGGCGACAGUACUGCUACGUGUGAACCCGGCCUUGUGGUAUAUGGACUGUCAUUACUGGGUGCCGGAGAGGAGACAGAAAUCCGUCUGAGUGAUCGGAUCUCUCUUCAGACCUUGUUAUAUGUUUGCUUGGAUUCUGAGGACCAUUGUCCUGUUUUUAUUGCCUUGCACACCGGAUCACGUGCCUAUAAAUGCCUGCCAGCCUGGAAUGUAC
This is a messenger RNA of Bufo bufo (common toad), 2086 nucleotides long. RefSeq names its product cholesterol 7-desaturase nvd-like. The record is from RefSeq and is a predicted model, not a curated record. Gene Ontology annotation, cellular component: chloroplast. Lineage: Eukaryota; Metazoa; Chordata; Amphibia; Anura; Bufonidae. The transcript is spliced from 7 exons. Gene Ontology annotation, biological process: chlorophyll biosynthetic process; cholesterol metabolic process. Gene Ontology annotation, molecular function: 2 iron, 2 sulfur cluster binding; chlorophyllide a oxygenase activity. Bases 19 to 1467 code for a protein of 482 amino acids.